CCAAAAAUAAACAAAUUUAACCUUCCAGAGUUCUUUAGAAGGUGAGCAACGCCCAAAAAAAUGUUGUGCUUAACUUUAAUCGCAAUAAUUGCAUCAAUCCUAAUCAUUUACUACAUAAACUCAUUAAAUUAUUGGAAAAAACGAAACGUAGCCUUCAUAAAAACUUUUCCAAUCCUGGGCGGAAUGAAAGAUGUGAUUUUAAAGAAAAAAAACUUAAGUGAGGUCAUUUUAGAAUAUUACAAAAAAUGCCCUGAGAAGAGAUAUUACGGAAGCUUCUUAUUCACAAAGCCUUGUUUAACUAUAAAAGACAUCGAUUUAAUCAAAAAAAUAACUGUAAAAGAUUUCGAUUAUUUUGUGGACCACAUUCGCUCCAUCAACACCGACGCUGAACCCCUUUUCGCGAAGAAUUUAGCUGCAUUAAGGGGCCAAAAAUGGAGAGAAAUGAGAAACACGUUAAGCCCGUUAUUCACGGGUAGUAAAAUUAGAAUUAUGUUCAAUUUAAUUUCCGAUUCGGCGAAACAACUCAACGAAUACUUUUCCGAUCAAUUCGAAAACGAUGAAAUUGUCGAGUUUGAAGCGAAAGAAGUCAUGUCGAGGAUCGCAACGGAUAUAAUCGCGACUACUUCUUUUGGGAUUGAAUGUAAUUCGUUAAAAGAAGACACCGAGUUUUAUAAAAUGGGUAAAUUAUUGGUUCAAAGUAAUUUGACAGCUUAUUUUAAAGCGAUGAUGCAGUCUAUAUCACCUAAAUUAUCGAGAAAACUCGGAAUUAGUCAAGUACCUAAAGAAAUAAGUAAUUUCUUUAGUGGGGUUAUUAAGGAGACCUUGAAAGAACGCGAAGAAAAAGGAAUUAUCCGCCAGGAUAUGAUUCAUAUUAUGAUGGAAGCAAAAGGAAAGAAACGCCCGGAAGAGAAUUUAAACAUCCCCGAAACCGGAUUUGCUGUUGUUAAAGACGAUGAUCACCAAAAGAAUGAUUCCAAUGAGAACGAAUCAACCCCAAUAACCGUCGAAGAUAUUAUAGCACAGGGUUUUGUGUUCUUUUUGGCCGGAUUCGAAAUCGUUUCAACAAUGAUGGCCUUUUUAUGUCACGAAUUAGCCCUUAACCAAGAUAUCCAAAAGAAAUUACAGCAAGAAAUCGAUGUAGCUUUUAAUAAAACAAAUGAGAAAUUAAAUUACGAAGAGAUGGUUCAUAUGAAAUAUCUUGAUAUGGUUAUUUCUGAAAUUUUAAGGAAAUGGCCUCUUGGAAUUAUGUUGAGCCGCGAAUGCGUUCGCGAUUAUAAAUUAAUAGGGAGCGAAAUUCACGGGGAAAAUGACAUUGUUAUUGAAAAAGGAGUAUCGAUUAUGAUUCCAGUUUAUGGAAUUCAUCGCGACCCUAAUUUUUAUCCAAAUCCCGAUCAUUUCGACCCCGAACGAUUUAAUGAUACAAAUAAACACAAUAUUAAUCCUUAUGCAUAUUUACCAUUUGGAAUUGGACCAAGAAGUUGCAUUGGAUCUAGAUUAGCUUUAUUAGAAGUUAAGGUGCUUAUUGUUUAUUUAUUGAGGAGAUUUGAGUUAGUUGUGAUUGAGAGAACUGAAAAACCGUUGAGGAUUAGUCCCAAAAAGCCCGGGUUGAGUCCAGAUAGUUUUUGGUUGGGGUUAAAACAAAGGAUACAUUUUUAAUGAAUUAAUUGAACAAUACAUGUAUUAUUAUACGUAAUUGUUGUAAAAUGGGUUAUUUUUAAAUAAAAUUAAAUUUGCAACUAA
Onthophagus taurus is the source of this 1740-nucleotide messenger RNA. Its product is annotated as cytochrome P450 9e2-like. Lineage: Eukaryota; Metazoa; Arthropoda; Insecta; Coleoptera; Scarabaeidae. Gene Ontology annotation, molecular function: monooxygenase activity; heme binding; oxidoreductase activity, acting on paired donors, with incorporation or reduction of molecular oxygen. The record is from RefSeq and is a predicted model, not a curated record.